AUGGAAAGGUCCCGAUGCCAACUUCUGUACUCGAGUUGGCCAGAAAAGACUUUGUAGCCGAACGGACACUAGAAACAAUCAAGGCGUUUUACCAACCAUCAUCUUCUUCCGCGAUACCGUAUAUUGCAGAUCCACAUACAUCGGUUGCUCUUCAUGCAGCCGGAAAGUUCGCUGCCCACAACUCUCAGGAUACUGUACAAAUCGUCCUCUCGACUGCUCACCCCGCCAAGUUUUCAGAAGCAGUCACCAAAGCUCUCUCAAGUUUGCCCUGGUUUGAUUUUGAAGGACAAGUACUACCGCCCGAGUUCAAGGGACUUCUCAACCUACCCAGGAGGGUCAUCGAGGUGGAGAGACCAGACCCAGAGCUUGUCAAAAGGGUUAUCGAGAAAGUGGUGACGAGGGAUGAAGCUAAACUCGGGACACAGGCUUUGUCAUGA
Acaulospora colombiana is the source of this 437-nucleotide messenger RNA. The record is from the annotation of a GenBank genome assembly. NCBI's taxonomy places the organism in Eukaryota, Fungi, Glomeromycota, Glomeromycetes, Diversisporales, Acaulosporaceae.